AUGGCGGCCGCGGCCGCUGGCCCAGCCGUCGGCCCGGCGGGGCCACCUGCCCAGCGGGUGCGCCAGAAGACAACGCCCCAGGACAGCCUCCCCGAGCCCCUCUCGCUCGACGAGGAGGCCGAGCAAAACGCGAAGACAAGCGUCUGGCUGGUCACCUUCACGCGCCCGCUCGCAGAGAGAGCGGGAACUGGGGAACGUCUCGCGGCGCCGGGCUCAAAGACACGGGAGCAGAUGAUGGAGGCCUUCCUGGAUGCUUGCGCGAACCCGGUGCGGCCCCAGCAAGGGCGCGCCGCUGGGCAGACAGCGCUGCCCAGGCUGGCUGCCUACUUCCAGGAGUACCACCGCCCCGACCCAGACAGCCGAGAGCAGCACCAGCACGGGCACCUCGCCGUGAAGUUUGGCGGAAGCGUGCGCUUCCUGCCCAUCAAGAAGGCGCUGCUGGCGCGGCGCGGGCUCGCGUCCCACUGGAAGGGAGGCUUCAGCGGCUACUGGCAACCUGCGCGGCGCCGAGCGUCGCCCUUCCGAUUUGCUCGAACCAGGCCUGGUCGAUUCUGCGACGCGAAGCGCACCGAAUCGGAUCGAUUCGAUCUAUUUGCGCGAGGGCGGAUCGAACCGAGUCGGAUCGAACCGAGUGAUUUGCGCGAGUCGGUUCGAGUGCGGUACUGCGGACUGGCGCCGCCCCCGAAGGAGCCCGCGGCGGCCUUGGACCCGCGCCCAGUGCUCUGGGCCCCGCCUGGCGAGAAGCCUCACCCAGCCAUCCUGGACAGCACGCGCGAGCCGGCGACAGCGGCUGCCAUGACUGCCAGGAGGCUCCGCGCCGACAGCGUCGCAGCGGAGCAGAGGAAGGAGCCAGGUCGCCUGACGGAUGGCGACGUCUGGGCCCUCGCGGCCCGGUCUGGCGCGAGGAACACGCCGGACGACCGCGCCGCGGACCGGCAACUGGCGCUGUUCGCGAAGCAGCGCGCUGGGCAGGCGAUGGUCGAGUACUUGUUCAAUCGCAGGAACACUUUGAACAGCGUCAUCGACGAUAUCUGGGCCUGGGAGGAGAUCGACGACAGCACUGCGCAGCAGUGCCAGGCCACGCGCCUCGAGGCGAAGGCCGCCGCCGCCAGGGGCGACUGCGUCUGCAGGGGCCAGUGGCUGUCCUACGCGACGUCCAGCAUGGUGGCGAACGGUGUCCCCUUGGCGGAGCUCUGCUACGAUAUCCACGUCGCCAUGCAGGCGGGCCGCCCCCCCGCCAUCCCAAUGGUGGUCCUGGCUGGAUCCGUCGGCGGCGAGGGAAAGAGCAUCUUCCUGAGGGCUCUGCUGAACGUCUUCGCGACCCACCGCGCUGUCUCCCCAGCGCCUUCCACGGGCAAUCCCCCUUUGUUGCACCUUCCAGAGGCGAAGGUGUGCUUCUUAGACGAGUACCGGUUUAAUCCAGACAUCGCGUCUUGCCCAUUGCAGCAGCUACGGUUCGACGGGGGCGCAUUGCCGCUGAGCCGGCCCCAGAAUGAAAAAGGGUGUUCUGGGCACUUCUUGCACAAAGGUUCGGCCCCUGUUUUCAUCACGACCACGCUGGCGGACCUAGACGCCCUGGAGGCUGCAGCGCAACCGAACCCCGCGACCGGGAAACCCUUCGACACGGAAGCUUCGAUGCUUAUGCGGCGUUUGAAGAUCUUUCGCUUCAAUGUGAGACAGCCGAAGCCGGCGGCGACUUUGCCGCAUUGCCCGCGUUGUUUCGCCAGGCUUGUCAUUGGGCAGGCCACGGCGUACGCUGCAGCCGCCGCGCCCCCGGCGCCCGUCGCGUGA
Messenger RNA from Prorocentrum cordatum, 1791 nucleotides. The record is from the annotation of a GenBank genome assembly. Lineage: Eukaryota; Dinophyceae; Prorocentrales; Prorocentraceae.